AUGGAGAUUGUAGACAGACUAGCAGUUUUUCCAACAUCCAGCUCGCAUACAAGUGUGAAAUGCCGUUUGACCUGCGCCCGUAGAGGUCGCGAUUUACUUUUGAAACGAGUCGAUGGUCUUUUGAUCCGAUUUCGCGUGAUUAUGUUACAAUUACUCAAGAACAAAUCGCAGUUUGGUCAAGUUAUGAGAGACGCGGCCUUCUCGUUGGUCGAAGUUAAUUACGCGACAGGUGGAGUAAACGAGCUGGUCCUACAAGCGGUCGACAAGGCCAAAACCAAGAUUCAAACCAGACAGGAGAUGAUCGGUGGGAUUCGACUAUGGAUUUACGAGGCCUUCCGCAGUGGCGCCGAUCCCUUCGAAUUUGCUGGAUUAGCCAGAGGCGGUCAACAAGUGGCUAGAUUGAAGAUCAAUUACGGAAAGGCGAUAGAUCUGCUGGUCGAAUUGGCGUCGUUGCAGCGCAACUACCAGAUUCUCGAUCGGGUAAUCAAGAGGACGAGACGUCGCGUAAACGCUCUUCGCUAUAUCAUUAUACCUCGAUUAGAACGGACUCUCGCGUAUAUCGUCACCGAACUCGACGAAUACGAGCGAGAAGAAUUCUAUCGUCUUAAGAAAAUACGAGAGUGGAAAACGAAGCGACGUGACAAACAGUCAUCUUAUGAUUUCAUUCGGAGCACCAAUAAUAUCCUGGACGACUCGGACGAGGAUCUUCUCUUUUAAUAUCUAAUAGCAGCGAAUUGGAGUUUUCGAUUGAAACACUUCCACACGAUGCUCGAUCGUGACAUCCCAGCAUGCACGAGUUCCAUAACACGGCGAGUGGCAUAUACGAUAGAAAACGUGAGAUAACGUUUACGACAUAACAUAAUU
This is a messenger RNA of Cyphomyrmex costatus, 864 nucleotides long. RefSeq names its product V-type proton ATPase subunit D. The record is from RefSeq and is a predicted model, not a curated record. Bases 1 to 717 code for a protein of 238 amino acids. Gene Ontology annotation, molecular function: proton-transporting ATPase activity, rotational mechanism. Lineage: Eukaryota; Metazoa; Arthropoda; Insecta; Hymenoptera; Formicidae. The transcript is spliced from 3 exons.